AUGUCGGAAGUGUUCCUACCAAGGGAACUCCUAGAGCUCCAGGUAGGCCAAGUCGACCUCCUACAGGCUAUGUACGCCUCGGACUCGGCCGUAUGGAUGGACGAAUCAUCAUCACAUCUCCUCGAGGCAUUGCGGGAAUGGUGCGAGGGCGCAGACGCAGACAAGGCUCUGCCGCCAGAUCUAAGCAGCAGCAGAACGGGCACAGGAAAGGCAAUACCCCUUGUCCUCACCCUUUUCCUACCCAACAGGCCAGAGUGCUCCCUCCAGCUCGACGUGUCGGUACCCCUGGUGUACUCGGGUCCAUGUCCGCCCGUGGAACCUCCGAGGCCGACCAUCCGGCUUCGUCAGCCGGGGUGGCUCAGCAAGGCCGAGACGGCGCGGUUGACGGGCAAGAUUCCAGGCAGCCGUGACGGCGGUGACGCCGACGAUGACGCCGACGCCGAUGGUGACCUGCUCUCUGCCAUAGACCGUGUCAUGUCCGAAGCUGAAACGCUCGCCGUCGAAGCCGAGUCGCAUCGCCAAGCUGCCACUUCCCAAGCCGGACCUGGCUACGCCGCCAACGAUCUCUCGCGGAUAUGGUUCUACUUCCCCUCCAUCAGCACGCGCGCCAAGCGUGACGACAUUGUCAACCACGCGCCUACCUAUGGCCUGACGGGUUUCCUCCUGGCGGGGAAACCGGGGAUGCUGUGCCUGGAGGGCUCGUCGCGAGCCGUCUACGACUAUAUGAGCUUCAUCAAGACGGAGAGCUGGAGCGACAUUCCGCCGCAGCACAAGAAGGUCUCGGAGCGCUACCGUGAGACAGCGGCGCCUGACGCCCCGGUGACGCGUGCGUUCGACUCCAUGACAGAAAUCACGGACCUGUUCGAAGACAAUCGGAGGGGUGUCCGCGCCAACCGUAAUGACAUGAGAGCCUUGGAGACGUGGAUGACUGACCACGGUGUCGGUCACGCCUUUGAGCACGUCUUCAUCUAG
Messenger RNA from Geosmithia morbida, 972 nucleotides. Its product is annotated as Protein of unknown function (DUF1115). The transcript has a single exon. The record is from RefSeq and is a predicted model, not a curated record. Bases 1 to 972 code for a protein of 323 amino acids. NCBI's taxonomy places the organism in Eukaryota, Fungi, Ascomycota, Sordariomycetes, Hypocreales, Bionectriaceae.